AUGAGCAAUUACAUGAAACCAAGGGUGCGAAAAAGGUUCGACGAAAAUGACAAAAAUGACGAAAAUGCUCUAAUUGAUGAAAACAGGAAAAAUAUUAGCCGUAGAAAUAGGGAGGCUACAAAUAUCUAUUAUACAAACAAAAAGUUAAAUGAAAAGUUAAACGGGAAAACGAGCGUAAUUACGGACAGUGGGGAGAAAACGCAGCUGUCUAGUAAGGGAGGCACUUGGAUAAAGCAUAUAAGUGGCCAUACUGCCCAGAAGGAAGAACGCGAAAGGGCUGAAACUGAGAACAAUGCCAACGCAGGGAGGAUGAAUGAUUCCGCACAGCGAAAAUAUCCAAAUUGUCAGAAAAUUAAAAGAAAAAAGAAUGCUAGAAGAAGAAUCUUGGAAGAAAUAGAAUAUCACGAAUGGGCAGACAGGGAAAAGAGAAUAAAAGAAUUACAAGAAAAAAAAAUGAAAUUGUUAAAAAAAGUAAUGAUACAAAGAGACACAGAAAAAGCAGAUAAAAUAUUUUACGAGGUCGAAAAAAUUGUUCAAAAUAGAGAUAAAAAUAAGGAUAAAAUUAUGGAAAAUUUUGAAAAGGAAAAAGCAAGAGAUAUGAGAAAUUUAUUUGUAGAAAGAAAAAAUAAUCUCAAAACAAUUUUUAAUGAAAAAACAGACAUAGUCGAUCAAAUGAAUGAUCACACUUCAAACUACAACUUGGAACUGGAAAGAAAUGGAACCGUCCCAGGAAAAAUAAACGAAAGGACGUCAAACAAAAUUGACAACCUCCUCAACCUGAAUGACCUCAACGACUUGAACAUCGAUUUGGAGAAAUCGUCCAAAUACACACAGGGGAAAAAGAAAUACGACGAGAUCUCUAAAUAUGAAGAGAAAAAGAAUAAGCAAAUCAUUGACACGUUUUACAGAUAUUUAAAUAAAGAGGAAAGAAAAUACACCUCAGACGAAUACCUGUUGGGAGAAUCCAUCAAAACGCAAAAGAAAGCACAGUGCACGAAAAUUAACUUCCCCUGGAUAGAGGUCAAGUCCAGUCAACAAGACAUUUUCGAAAAAAAUAUUUUGCAUUUACAAAAUUUCCUUAGGGGGAAAGCUAUAAAAAUGUUAAUGAAUGAUGGAAAACAAUCUUACAGCGAUUUAAUUGAAGAAUUAAGAGCGUAUGAAAAAAUAGAUCAAAUUAGUGCAAAGGAAAAAGAUCUAUUCGAAAAGGAAAAUUUUGAAGAAAUAAAAGUUGAUUCUUACUUAGAAAAUAUGCAAGGUAAAUACAUAUCCGAAUUGCUAGAUUCUUUAUCCAACGAAUUGGAGAAAUAUGAAGAAGAAAGGAAAAUAGCGGUGCUCGUCAAAUAUGCAGAAAGGGAAAGAAGAUUAAAGGAAUGCAAAGAAAAGGGAAAAAGACAAGCUGAGUUUUUAUUGAGAGAAAAGGAAGAUUAUAUAUUCAAUGAAAUCAUGGGACUGAAUAACCAAACCGUUGAUUCCUACUUGGAGGACAUUUUAAGUAAAGCAAUCAAUGAAGCAUCCAAGGAAGAAGCUCUGAUAAGGACCAAAAAAAAAGCUGAGCAGCUCAACGAAAUUUACAACUCAUUAGAUAAUAAUAGCGAUGAAAAUAACAAACUCAUAGUCAAAGAUCUGGUCGGUAACUUUAUCAUUCCGUAUGUAGAUAAACAGAGAGGAUUACAGUUUGAAUUGUUAGAACAGAAGAAAAAUAACUGCGUGUCGAAUUUUGCAACACAACACGUUUUUUCCAAAAUUAAUGAAGCUUUCUGA
Messenger RNA from Plasmodium inui San Antonio 1, 1761 nucleotides. RefSeq lists its product as hypothetical. Bases 1 to 1761 code for a protein of 586 amino acids. Lineage: Eukaryota; Apicomplexa; Aconoidasida; Haemosporida; Plasmodiidae. The transcript is spliced from 2 exons. The record is from RefSeq and is a predicted model, not a curated record.